Molecule: messenger RNA, 2191 nt
Organism: Porites evermanni
Lineage: Eukaryota; Metazoa; Cnidaria; Anthozoa; Scleractinia; Poritidae
Source: the annotation of a GenBank genome assembly
AUGGAAUCUCUGUUGAUAAACCUCAAAGAACAGGUUACUUGUGCAAUCUGUCUGGAUAGUUUUACCGAUCCCAAGACAAUAACCUGCCUGCAUACAUUCUGCUGUGACUGUUUGAAGAAACACGCACUGAUCAGCCAAAGGAAUGGAAAGUUUCGCUGCCCCGAGUGUCAAGCUGAAGUCGAUCUUCCCGAAGCAAACUGUUUCGACAAACUACCGUCUAGUUUUCAUCAUAACAGCUUGCUCAGUCUUCUCGCUGCUCGACAGAGUGGCGAUGGCAACGAAAUCAGUUGUGGCAUUUGCAAGAAAAAGAGCGCAGAGAUAAGUUACUGCUUCGAAUGCGCUAAAUUCAUGUGCAGUGACUGUGUAAACGCACAUCAACUGUUUACAAACCUCACAGAAGUACACAAGGUGACUCCAGUCAAACAGUUCCAACCUCAAGACUACGAAGCCCUGAUGAAGAGGCAGUCAUUUUGUUCGCAGCAGUAUCACGAGCGCGAGAUUGUAAGAUUUUUCUGCCGCAAAUGCAAACUGUGUGUUUGCCAAAUUUGCAUCGCUACGGAUCACAAGUCACACGAGGGCCAUGAUGUGGAACUACUGGAUAAAGUGGCGGAUGGCGAGAAAGUGAACAUCCUAGAGAGAGCCGAAAAGUUAAAAGAAAAGACCAAUCUUUACAGCGAUGCGAUUUUCAAGCUUGAACAAACAGAGCUUGAGCUGCAUACAGAUAUUACUAAUGUUAAACAUGAAGUUUCCCAGACAGCGGAACAAAUCAUUGCCACUAUUCGUGAAAGUGAAUGCGAGAUCAUCACCUUUCUCGAGAACACGCGGGCGACUCGAUCGGAAAUGUUAAACUCGGCAAAGACACAAGUGCAGUCCUUGCUAAAGCAGAUCAACCAAGCAGUCGAGUUUGCUGAACAACUCGUGCAAAAAAGCUCCAGUUCGGACAUAAUGCAAAACAAACUGAGACUACAGCAGCGUUACAACGAACUUGAAAGCGCUCCCAUCCCAGAACUUCCGGUCAGUUCCUUUGUGAAGUACUUUCCGAAUUUGGAACUAGAAAAAUUUAGCGUUGGCUUCGUAGCAACAAGUGAACCGACCAUCAAGGGACUGAAUCAAGAUAUCCAAGCUGGUGUAGAAUCAGAGUUCGAUGUUAACCCCAGAAUCCCUAAAGAACAAGCGCAUGAAGUUAAAUGCAAAUUCCAAUGUGAGGCGCUCGUGGAACCCCCUGAGAAGGUAGGAAGUUUGAGAACGUACGAGAAUGAAGAUGCUACACUAGUGUAACAAGUUUGUACCUAAAGUUCCUGGUACUUUUAACAUCACAGUCAAAAUAAAUGGGAAGGUUCUUUCAACCAACACUGUCCAGGUGAAACAACGGCUCAUUCAGGUUUUGGGAGAGUUGGAAUUAAAUCAAGAAACUUCUAAAAAACCGAGAGGGUUGGCUGUCAACAGCAAAGGGCAAAUUGCUGUUGUUGACAGCGAAAGACACUGUGUUUUCAUAAUUGACAUGGAAGGAAACUGUCUAAGAAAAGUAGGUUGUCGUGGAAAGAAGGACGGGGAGCUUAACGGUCCAGAGGACGUUACUUACCUUAAUGAUGAUAACAUUCUUGUGGCGGAUGAAGUAAAUCAUCGCAUUCAACAAUUUAAUGUUCAAACUGGAAACUUUGUGAAAAGCUUUGGAAAGAAAGGGGCAAGGGGUGGUGAGUUUCACAAUCCUGUCAGUGUUUGUGUGAAUGAUGCAGGUCGUGUUAUCGUGGCUGACUACCAUAACACUAGAGUCCAAGUUUUAUCACAAGAUGGUGAAUCUUUGUUUAAAUUUGGAGACAGUGGACCAGAAAAACUAAGCACACCCAGGUCGUGUAUUUACCAUGAGAACAAGUUCAUUGUUUCUGACCGGGUUAAUAAUUGCUUGAAAGUGUUAGAUAAUACUGGGAAGUUGUGGUACAAGAUAGGAGAAGAAGGCGAGGGUGAUGGGCAGUUGAAAUCCCCUAAUGGACUGUGUUUACAGAAAUGUCGCAAACACCACAAUCUUCUUGUUUGCAAUUUCGACAGUGUCGAUCAGUUUACAUUGGAUGGUUGUUUCACUGGAAAAACUACUGACAAGUUUAAAGCAAGUCCCUCAAGAAUAACUACAACACCGGAUGGUCUAAUUUUAGUUUCGGACUGGAAGGCCGGUAAAAUAUAUAUUCUAAAAUAG